Lepus europaeus (European hare) is the source of this 2096-nucleotide messenger RNA. RefSeq names its product TSC22 domain family member 3 (gene TSC22D3). Gene Ontology annotation, biological process: regulation of transcription by RNA polymerase II. Lineage: Eukaryota; Metazoa; Chordata; Mammalia; Lagomorpha; Leporidae. The record is from RefSeq and is a predicted model, not a curated record. The transcript has 4 exons. Bases 172 to 774 code for a protein of 200 amino acids.
AUCGCGGCGGGGCUCGCGCCCGCUAGGGAACCAACGGAGGGGCGUCCUCCGCCGGCCCCUCCGAGCUUGUCUUUUCCAGGCACCCUGGAGUCCCCUCAGACCAGCUCGGCGGGUGGGCACCUGCCAGCCGCCCCUGAAGUUUCGGGGCAGGCGACCCCCGAGUCUGGGAAGAUGGCCCAGCCCAAAAUCGAGUGCCGCUCACCUGUCGGCCUUGACUGCUGCAACUGCUGCCUGGACCUGGCCCACCGCAGCGGGCUCCAAAAAGGCAGCAGCGGCGAGAACAACAACCCGGGCAGCCCCACCGUGAGCAACUUUCGGCAGCUGCAAGAGAAACUGGUCUUCGAGAACCUCAACACCGAUAAGCUCAACAACAUAAUGCGGCAGGAUUCGCUAGAGCCCGUGCUGCGGGACCCCUGCUACCUGAUCAACGAGGGCAUCUGCAACCGCAACAUCGACCAGACCAUGCUCUCUAUUCUGCUCUUCUUCCACAGUGCCUCUGGAGCCAGCGUGGUAGCCAUAGACAACAAGAUUGAGCAGGCCAUGGAUCUAGUGAAGAAUCAUCUGAUGUACGCUGUGAGAGAAGAGGUGGAGAUCCUGAAGGAGCAGAUCCGAGAGCUGGUGGAGAAGAACUCCCAACUGGAGCGGGAGAACACCCUCUUGAAGACCCUGGCGAGUCCAGAGCAGCUGGAGAAGUUCCAAUCCCGGCUGAGCCCCGAUGAGCCAGCUCCUGAAUCCCCAGAAGCACCCGAGGCCCCCGACGGCUCUGCGGUGUAAGUGGCUCUGUCCUCAGGGUGGGCAGAGCCACUAAUACUUGUUCUACCUAGUUCUUUCCAGUUUGUUUUUGGCUCCCCAAGCGUCAUCUCACGUGGAGAACUUUACACCUAACAUAGCUGGUGCCAAGAGAUGUCCCAAGGACAUGGCCACCUGGGUCCACUCUAGUGACAGACCCCUGACAAAGACCAGGUCUCUGGAGGCUGAGUUGUGCGGGGUCUAAAAACCCCAAGCCAGCGAGCCUCUAAUGUUACCGUGCCCUGGGAGCUCCCAGGGCCUGGGCAACUUAGCCGCAACUGGCAAAAGAGAGAGGUAGUUUGUGAUGUGACACCAGGUUGCUCCAGAAAGUACAAGGGGUCUGUUUUUCUGUUUCUUUUUUCAUUUCCAUGGACAUCUUCAGCAGCUUCACCUGACAAUGACUGUUCCUAUGAAGAAGCCACUUGUGUUUUAAGCAGAGGCAAACUCUCUCUUCUGCCCUGCCUCUCCAAGGGCAAGGGGGCACAGAUAGGCGAGAUUGAGCCAAGUCAGCCUUCUGUUGGUUAAUAUGGUAUAAUGCAUGGCUUUGUGCACAGCCCAGUGUGGGAUUACAGCUUUGGGAUGACCGCUUACAAAGUUCUGUUUGGUUAGUAUUGGCAUAGUUUUUUCUAUAUAGCCAUAAGUGCGUAUAUAUACCCAUAGGGCUAGAUCUAUAUCUUAGUGUAGUGAUGUAUACAUAUACACAUACACCUACAUGUCGAAGGGCCUAACCAGCUUUGGGAGCAUUGACCGGUCCCUUAUCUCCUAAGGCUAAUUCCUUGACUGUGUUCAUUUACCAACUUGAUCCAGUUUGUCCUCCAGGUUAAGUGAGACUCGAGAGGAAAGGUAGGGAGAGGGGGCCCAGUGUCAGGAUGUGGCCACAGAUGCCUUGCUGCUGUGACCCUUUUCCCCAUCUGUCCACUGGACACGUGAAGUUCUCUUUCGAAUGCCAAACCCACCAUUCACUGGUGCUGACUACAUAGAAUGGGGUUGAGAGAAGAUCAGCUCGGACUUCACCGUGUCAUCUGAAAACCUCUCUUUUGUUUGUUUUCUAAUUCUUGCGGGAAGCUUUGGUGUGAACGUAAAGCUGGUGUUCUGUUAUGGAUGAGGGAUGGGCAAGAGAAUGGCUUUGUUCCAGUGGUACCUGGGGGCGUGCCCGGGGAGCUUGUUUCAAGGGUAUUCUGUGACAGUGAACACUUUCCACUUUCUGACACCUUAUCCUGAUGUAUGUCUCCAGGAUUUGGAAUUUUGAUGUUUCAAAUGUAGCUUGAAAUUUCAAUAAACUUUGCUCUUUUUUUUCUAAAAAUAAA